GUAAAGUAACGGCUGUUACUCUUUCUAAUUUGUUGCUGACGAAUUCUCCGUUUCGAUGUACUGUAGGUUCUGUAGGUACUGGGGAUCAUAUUGGUAAUAGACCACACAAACCUUUUUUGGCAAUGCUUAUCGGCCACAGACCCUUCCAAAAUUUGUUUGGUCAUGCGGAUGCAUCGUCGGAAACUACAUCGGAAAAUGGACCUGAAUCUUCACGACCUGGUAUAUUUAACAACAUUAUAUCAAGUUUUACCAACAUUUUACCUUCUCCACAAGAUGUUGGACAAGGAUUAGGAAAUGGAAUUGCUUCAUUUAUACAAACCAUACCUCAAAUAGGACAAAGCUUCCAAUCACUGUUGCCAGAUUUAAAUAAUUUUCAACUACCUUUUUUUGGCGGCUCUACAGCACAAAAUUUUCCGAAUCCAAUAACAAAUGUCAACAAUGGACUUCCCAGUGACGAAUUUAAGCCUGUUAACGAAAAUCAUGAUCCUGUUACAGAUCCUUACAAAAAUCGGUUUCAGCAUGGUUAUUACAGAAAUUAUGAGCAAUCAUUAAAUGGGGAUAGUUACAAAAAAGAAAAUAUUAACGAAGAAAGGUCACUCAACCCUCAAAGUGCAAAUGUUCAACAAAAAGUUCACGUGAAUAGAAUACGUUUUCCAUCCUAAAUAUUUCUCUUGUGAAUACUUGAAAAAUAUACUAUUAAUUAGUUAGAUAAGUUAAAUCAAAGUAUCAGUGUAAUAAAAAGUUCUUUCUCACAUAUGAGUUCUUAAUUGUAAGUAUUGGUGUACAUAGUU
Diorhabda carinulata is the source of this 791-nucleotide messenger RNA. RefSeq lists its product as uncharacterized. The transcript is spliced from 5 exons. The record is from RefSeq and is a predicted model, not a curated record. NCBI's taxonomy places the organism in Eukaryota, Metazoa, Arthropoda, Insecta, Coleoptera, Chrysomelidae. Bases 123 to 662 code for a protein of 179 amino acids.